GGCCAAAACUGGACACAGUACUCCAGAUGAGGUCUCACCAAUGUCGAAUAGAGGGGAACGAUCACGUCCCUCGAUCUGCUGGCAAUACCCCUACUUAUACACCCCAAAAUGCCAUUGGCCUUCUUGGCAACAAGGGCACACUGUUGACUCAUAUCCAGCUUCUCGUCCACUGUCACCCCAAGGUCCUUCUCUGCAGAACUGCUGCCUAGCCAUUCGGUCCAUAGUCUGUAGCGGUGCAUUGGAUUCUUCCAUCCUAAGUGCAGGACUCUGCACUUGUCCUUGUUGAACCUCAUCAGAUUUCUUUUGGCCCAAUCCUCCAAUUUGUCUAGGUCCCUCUGUAUCCUAUCCCUACCCUCCAGCGUAUCUACCACUCUUCCCAGUUUAGUGUCAUCCGCAAACUUGCUGAGGGUGCAAUCCACACCAUCCUCCAGAUCAUUAAUGAAGAUAUUGAACAAAACCGGCCCCAGGACCGACCCUUGGGGCACUCCGCUAGAUACCGGCUGCCAACUAGACAUGGAGCCAUUGAUCACUACCUGUUGGGCCCGACAAUCUAGCCAACUUUCUACCCACCUUGUAGUGCAUCCAUCCAGCCCAUACUUCUUUGACUUGCUGACAAGAAUACUGUGGCAGACCGUGUCAAAAGCUUUGCUAAAGUCGAGGAAUAACACGUCCACUGCUUUCCCUUCAUCCACAGAACCAGUUAUCUCAUCAUAGAAGGCAAUUAGAUUAGUCAGGCAUGACUUGCCCUUGGUGAAUCCAUGCUAACUGUUCCUGAUCACUUUCCUCUCGUAUAAGUGCUUCAGAAUUGAUUCCUUGAGGACAUGCUCCAUGAUUUUUCCGGGGACUGAGGUGAGGCUGACCGGCCUGUAGUUCCCAGGAUCCUCCUUCUUCCCUUUUUUAAAGAUUGGCACUGCAUUAGCCUUUUUCCAGUCUUCUGGGACUUCCCCCGAUCGCCAUGAGUUUUCAAAGAUAAUGGCCAAUGGCUCUGCAAUCACAUCCGCCAAUUCCUUUAGCACUCUCAGAUGCAACACAUCUGGCCCCAUGGACUUGUGCACGUCCAGUUUUUCUAAAUAGUCCCGAACCACUUCUUCCUUCACAGAGGGCUGGCCACCUCCUCCCCAUGCUGUGCUGCCCAGUGCAGUAGUCUGGGAGCUGACCUUGUUCGUGAAGACAGAGGCAAAAAAAGCAUUGAGUACAUUAGCUUUUUCCACAUCCUCUGUCACUAGGUUGCCUCCCUCAUUCAGUAAGGGGCCCACACUUUCCUUGGCCUUCUUCUUGUUGCCAACAUACCUGAAGAAACCCUUCUUGUUACUCGUAACAUCCCUCGCUAGUUGCAACUCCAGGUGUUAUUUAGCCUUCCUGAUUUCAUUCCUACAUGCCCGAGCAAUAUUUAUAUACUUAUCCCUGGUCAUUUGUCCAAUCUUCCACUUCUUGUAAGCCUCUUUUUUGUGUUGAAGAUCAGCAAGGAUUUCACAGUUAAGCCAAGCUGGUCGCCUGCCAUAUUUACUAUUCUUUUUACACAUCAGGAUGGUUUGUCCCUGUAACCACAAUAAGGAUUCUUUAAAAUACAGCCAGCUCUCCUGGACUCCUUUCCCCCUCAGUUAUUCUCCCAGGGGAUCCUGCCCAUCAGUUCCCGGAGGGAGUCAAAGUCUGCUUUUCUGAAGUCCAGGGUCCGUAUUCUGCUGCUUUCCUUUCUUCCUUGUGUCAGCUGAGCAGCGGGGAACCAGCUGAGCAGCGGGGGACAGCAGAGCAGCAAACAGCAGGAGUUUGCCUGGGAGUUCGCCUGGGGUGAGCCCACUGAGGCUUACAUCUUGCCGGCUUCUCUGAGUAAUUACUGCAUACUGCGCUUCUGGGAAGUUUCAGUGGCCUCAGAAACUUGAUAAGGCCCCAGUGUGACCUCCCUUUCUCAGUGUAGCGGCAAGAGUCACAGCCUAUUGAGUAGGGGUAGCUGUGUUAGUCUGGAUCUGUAAAAGCAGCAAGGAGUCCAGUGGCACCUUAUAGACUAACAGACAUAUUGGAGCACAAGCUUUCGUGGCUUACUUUCAUCACCGACCAGUAUGGGAAAUGGGAAGGGGGAAUACCCCACAGUCUCUGUAGCUCCAUCGUGCUCAGUAAGCACAGUUCGGCAUCCUGCCUGGACCAAGUCCUGCUUUCCUUCUCCAGGGGAUCUCUGUAGAGUAUGGGAGGGAUGGGGACUCAGGACCGCCCUCUACUCCAGGUUCCAGCCCAGGGACCCUAAUUGUAGCAGCUAUUGGUGGCUUUCCCUUCACCACUGAUACCGCUUUGAUUCCCUGGGCCACUUCCCCCAUGGUCCCCUUUUCCUAGCUUCACCCUCACCUCAGGAUUCAGCAAUGCUUCCUCUCCUCCAGCUUCUUUCACCUCAGCCCCCUGGAGGGUACUGGAAGGAGAGCUUUUAAACAGUAUAAGUGGACCUUGAUUGGUUUCAGCUGUCUCCAUUAGCCUAAAGGCUUUAACUGGUUAAUUGGCAUCAGGUGUCUUAAUUGGCCUAGAGUAGCCUUUGUUUGGCUAUCCAGGCUGAUAUACCUGCCUUCCAGCACUCCCUUAUAUUCUUCUGUUCUGAAUCUGUCACACAAUACAGAAUCCCAGAGGAGUAGGUCUCUGUAGUAGAAGGGAAGGAGGGCAGGUUGCGGAAUCCAUGUGGACAACACAUCUCAAAGAACUACAGUUACUGUACUGUAAGUAACUGUUCUUUCCUCUUCUAGUGAUUGUCCACAUGGAUUCCAUUCUUUGUGACUAACAACCAGUUAUCUGUUUGCUUGGAGGUGGACAGUAGGAGACCUACUUAAACAAUGAUUGCCAGGUAGUCCUACAAAAGCAGGCAUCUGAUCUGAGAAUCUCUGCAAAACAGAAGUGUCCUGUAACGGUGUGGACUGAGCUUCACAUAGCUAACUUACAGUUUCAUAAAGAGCGAUAUUCUUCGAACAGGCAGCAGCAAAGGGUGCCUGAGCUCUAGAGGAAUGAACCCUAAUACGGCUAGGUGGAUCUAACCUGGCUAAUUUAUAACAUGUUCUUAAAAAUGAGGAGACCCAUUCUGAAAUUGUCUGUGAAGAUAUGGCCUGACCCUCAACCCUUUCAACAAAGGCCACAAACUGGGGGUAGAUGUGUUCCUGAAUGAUUUUUUUCCUGUUGGUGGUAUAAUAAUUCCCUUACUGUAUCAAGUGUCUGAAAUUUAGCUUCUGCCAAGGCUGAUUGAGGUUUGGGGAAGAAAACUGUCAGAUGAAUGAACUGGUUCAUAUGGAACUCUGAAACAACCCUGGCCAGAAACUUAAGCUAAGGCCUAACAGUAACACUGUCCUUAUGAAGCACUGUAGAAGAGGGACCUCCCUUGAAGACCUGAAUCUCCCCUAUCCUUCCAGCUUAUGUAAUAGCUAUAAAAAGCUAUUUCUUCACUGACAGAAACCUGCUCCCUAUGCCACCUAAGGGCUCAAAUUAGGGACCCAUCAACCCAGUUAUUACAAUGUUGAGGUCCCAAGGGGGAGGGAACUCCCGAACUGGGGGAAAACAUGAAUAAAGAGGGUGAGAAAAUACAGUAUGGCCCUGGAUAGCAGAGCAAUGUGCAGAUAUUGCUGCUAAAUGGCCCCUUAUAGAACUGAUAAGAAAGUCCCAAUUGUUUCUGGGCUAGCACAUGGUCCAAUAUUGGUGAAAUGGGUCAUGUCAAAGGAGAGAGAUGCUGCUGAGAUAGACAAAUAGAAAACCUCUUCCACCUAGGUUUAUAAGUCUGGUUGAGGCUUUCCUGCUUUGGAGUAGAAUGUUCCAAACUUCAUCUGAACUUCUUCUUUCAGUGGAUGUCAUCCAGCCAGCAUCCUGGCUGCCAGAUGUAAUAAUAUUGGGUCUGGAUGUAUGAUGUGACCAUGGUUUUGUGAGACUAUGUCAGACAGAGCAGGCAAAGUAAUCGGGGAUUGCACUGAGAGAGUCACCAAAUCCAAACACCAGAACUGCUUUGCCUAUGCAGGGAUGGUCAUAAUAAUCAAUCCUAGAUCUUGCCUCAGUUUCCUCAGGACUGUCAGUAUCACAGGGACCAAGGGGAAGGCCUACAGCAGUCCCAGUGCCCAAAGGAUAAGAAAGACAUCUGACAGGUAACCCUGACUGGACCCCCGUCUGAGGCAGAACACUUCACACUUCUUGUUGUGGUCUGCAGCAAAUAGGUUUUUGGUUGUAGUUAUUGUUUUACUUUCCAACUAGUUUAUCAAAGUUAAUUUAAAAAGACAGAAAAUGGUGAAUCCUUUGCUUUUUUCUUUUUUGAUGCUAAAUUUGCCAUUUGACAGAAGAAAAGUUUCUCUUCCUUCCUCAAACAAAUUAAUGAUGACUUCAUCCAUCUUAGGCUUCACUCUUGUGGUUUAUGUUGUCACCCGAACAAAUAGAUAGAAUGUCCUUGUAACUCACUAAAACCUAUAUAGCAUUCUCUAGGUAUUAGCUAAUUUUUCACAUGCCACUUUCUUGAUAUAUGCACAACUGCACAAAGGUGUGGUGUUAACCCUUGUCAUCCUGAACUGUUAGUCACGAUUAAUGCAUGACCAUGUAAUUAUUGCAAAAUUAAUUCCACCACAAUUUAUUGCAUGAUUAUUUCAAUUUCCUAAACCUUUCUACAAACUCCAAGAAGCUGCCAUACCCAUUUUCCUCCACAGCAGGGAACCAAAGGAAAACAAGGAGACUGCUUUUGAAUAACAAGCUCCAACAAUUUCUCUGAUCCAAGCUUUGAACACCAGCAUCUGGUAUAGCUACUUUAAACUAUGAAAGCCCUGUGUGCUUUUUUGACUGUUCUGCUGUUCUACUUAAUAAGGUAAAUUAACUGCAAUGCCCUGAAGUUCUAGAGCUAUUGUCUGUUCUGUGAACACCUAUGCCAUUCAUGUUCUGAAAAAUUCAUUCAAUAACCCAUUUCUUCCCUAGCUUUAUCUCCCUGUAUUUGGCACAUAAACACCUGUGCCCAAUGUUCAGCUUACAGAAUAGUUUACCUAGUAAGAUCAUUGAGCCCCACUGAUUUUGGUAAUUGGUUAAUCAUGGGAUGUAAAAGACAGUCAGUCUCCUGCUACAGAAACCUGAUAGUUCUGUGUGCACAUUGCAGAGAAAGUAGAAAACAGACCUGUGAUAAAGUUCCUGCUCUACCUUGGUGGGUCUUGCGCUUAUUGGCGGAUUUGCUCACCUUGGAGCUUCACGGCAGCCCUCAGAUUGGCCGUUUUUCUGAACCCAGAGUCCAGGUUGAUUCCUCCUGUGUCUGACCAGGAGUUGGGAGGAUCUGGGGAGGAACCCGGGCCCGCCCUCUACUCCAGGUUCCAGCCCAGGGCCCUGUGGAAUGCAGCUGUCUAGAGUGCCUCCUGGAACAGCUGGGCGACAGCUACAACUCCCUGGGCUACUUCCCCAUGGCCUCCUCCCAACACCUUCUUUAUCCUCAGCACAGGACCUUCCUCCUGGUGUCUGAUAAUGCUUGUACACCUCAGUCCUCCAACAGUCCGCGUUUUCACUCUCAGCUCCUCGUGCCGCUUGCUCCCAGCUCCUCACACGCACACCACAAACUGAAGUGAGCUCCUUUUUAAAACCCAGGUGCCCUGAUUAGCCUUCCUUAAUUGAUUCUAGCAGCUUCUUGAUUGGCUAGGUGUUCUAAUCAGCCUGCCUUAAUUGUGUCCAGAAGCUUCCCGAUUUUUCUGGAACCUUCCCUGUUACCUUACCCAGGGAAAAAGGACCUACUUAGCCUGGGGUUAAUAUAUCUGCCUUAUAUUACUCUCCUCUAGCCAUCUGGCCCGACCCUGUCACAGACCCUAUAACCUCAUUGCUGAAUCACUCACCUAUGAGUGUAAGUGGGACACUUAAGCAGAAAUCCUGGUGUGAAAUCCUGGCCUCAUUGAAGUCCAUGAGAGUUUUGCCAUUAACUUCAAUGAGCCAGCAUUUCAUCCCUGUUCCUAGCACAGCACCAGAGAAAACAAAGGGGAACUCCAUCAGGACUGGGGCAAAAGAAUCUUUCUUCCCUCCUAAGCCAUGACCACAGCAGCAACUUCUACACAGCUUCUACUACAGCAUUGCUACUGUCUCCAUACUUGCCCUAAAUGAGGUUGUCAGUGGAUCCGAAUAAUCCUGAACCUACUAGCCACAUUCCUUUCUUCCCCGCCUUCCUUUAUCAACAGCAACAGCAUUAGUAGGUCUUCUAGUUCAAAUAAACGAAAAUGGAACUGUGCAAGUAAAAAUACAUUUUUCAAAUUAGCAAAUAUUUGUCACUGGCACACAACCCUUUUGUUUUUAUCAUAUAUCUAUAACAAAGAAAGUAAAAGUGUGCAUAUGAUGCCAGAUACCUAAGUAAUUUGCGAACUCUAACCUACCUUUUUAUUGGUCCUGAAUGAUACAAAGAUAUAUUCUCUUUCUUUAAGGGUUAAUUGUUUCUUUGAGAUAUAACAAUUCUGUGUAGAGGAGAACUGUAGUAUCACCAACAUUUGGAAACUAAACCAUUCUGUCAGAUGACAGGGAACAGUCUAAAAUCUUCAAAUUUCUUUAGAAAAUAGCCAAGUGGACACAGUGUGUGUGUACGUGUGUAUGGGUGGGUUGGAGGAAAGAAAUGUUGUGUUUUUAAGCAAAAUAUUUUUUUUUAAUUUUUAAUAAAGGAAACAAGUGUACUGGAAAAGUAGAAUGGUUUUUUACUAACAUGCCAACAUAAUCAGUUAAUGUUAAUCAUUAAUACACAGAGUGCAACCUAUUGUAGUUGCCAAAAUACAGCUCAAAUUAAUACAUAUACUUUUAUCUGUUGAGCAUAUAAAACAAGAAAAGAAUAUAUAAUGAAAGCUUAUUCGUUUCACUUUAACUUCAGCCACACGAGAGUGCAAAAAGUGUUUGAGACCAGCUACACUGGGCAGGUAAGUAUGUCUACGAUAAAUUAACUUGGCUAAACUUAAUCCCUGGUAUAGCUCCAUUGAUGCAGUUGCUGCUAUGGAAAUGAAGGUGAGCAAUGAGAUUUCAAAUGCUCUUGUCCUGUUGUUUAAGUUGCAUUUACUUACAUCAUAUGACAAAGUAAUAUUCUUUUUAUUUUCAAGUGUAUUGAAAGUCUGUUCAUUUUAAAUUAUAGUAAGGAUUUCUUGUUUAAAACCCAUAUUAUAUUUAUAUGUAACAUACCUUACCUUUGCUAAAUCACAAAUGCUUAAUGUCUGUUUUAAAUGUUAAUGCUGUUUUCCAUUUACUAUAAAAUAAAUGACCAUGGUAAAUACAAAAGUAAUCUUUCUAAUCAUCUGCCUAAUUAGAUUAUACAAACAUACUACUAUUAUUCUAAAUCGUUUCUCGGGCAGUGACUAUUGUCUUGUCAGUAGAAAUAUAUUAUUGACUCUAACCAAGUUUUAUGCCCCUCGUUACCUACACACACCUCUGCUUUUUUUAUACCAUAAUCUACAAAUAGGGAGUAAAAUAUUUCCUUUGUUUUUUUCAAAAGGGAUAUCGAGACUGUGGCCUCAGGUAAAAUGCAAUACAUUUUUCAAUAGUGUUUUACCUUUUCUCUAAAAAAAUCACAAAGAUGCCCCCACUACCUGGGGACUUUUCCUGGCGCACACAUGAACAAAUUAAAGUUCUGUUACAUUACUCUGAGCAAGAUGCUAAGAGUUGGUGGUGUUGACCCCAAUUAAACUAUGUGUCAGCAGAGGUGGAGUUUACAACUGUCAUGCCUCUUUUUCAGAUAAAGUAUAAAAGAUCAAGAAGCAUACAGUGCUCUCCACUCUAGCUGCUCUCAAUCUUGUGGUGCUUUAGCUAUUUUUUAAAAACAAAAACACCACCAAUGUCACUCUCCAGCCAAAGCUACCUUACUGGUACAAGCUCCACUUUCCAGCCUAUUGCACCCAGUCUAAGUGGUUCAACCUACAGGAAAACAGCUAUCCGAAAGUAUCAGGCACCGAGUGUCUAUGGGGGAGCUGGUGGCUAUGGCACCCGCAUUUCCACCAGCACUAACUAUGGAGGAGGCUUUGGUAGUGGCUUUGGCAGUGGAUUUCAACUCAACACCAGCAGUAGUGACAUCCUGCUUGGUGGAAAUGAGAAACUGACCAUGCAAAAUCUGAAUGACCGUUUGGCUUCCUAUCUGGAGAAAGUGCAUUUUCUAGAAAAAGCCAACUCCCAGCUUGAAAAGCAGAUCAGGGAGUACUAUGGGAAUAGAUCCUCAACUACAACGCAUGACCACAGUCAAUAUUUUAAAACCAUUGAAGACCUCCAAAACAAGAUUGGUGCUGCACAUCUGGAAAAUGCCCGGCUCGUUCUGCAGAUCGACAAUGCCAAGCUGGCUUCUGAUGACUUUAGAAUGAAGUAUGAGAAUGAGCUAGCAAUCAAACAGAAUGUGGAAAAUGAUCUUGCUGGACUACUCAGAGUCCUUGAUGACUUGACCUUGUCAAAGGCAGACUUAGAGCUACAGAUUGAAGGUCUGAAUGAAGAGCUGACUUUCCUCAAGAAAAACCAUGAAGAGGAAGUUGGUGAACUGCGUAAACAGCUAGGGGGCACAGUUAAUGUAGAGGUGGAUGCUGCUCCGAGCACUGAUCUUGCCAAGAUUAUGGAAAACAUGAGACAGCAAUAUGAUAGCAUGGCAGAAAAGAAUCGUCAAGAGGCCAAAGACCACUUUGAUAAACAGACAGAAGAAGUGAACCAGGAAGUCGCUAUUAACAUUGAACAACUGCAAACCAAAAAAACUGAGAUCACAGAUCUGAGACGCACUUUCCAGGGUCUGGAGAUAGAGCUGCAGUCCCAGCUUAUUACGAAAAAGGCUUUAGAAGACACACUGGCUGAGACUGAAGCACUUUAUGGUUCACGACUUGCCCAAAUACAGGCUGCAAUUGGCAAUGUAGAGGCACAGCUGAUGCAGCUUCGAGCUGACAUGGAGAGCCAGAGUUCUGAGUACAGUUCUCUGCUGAACAUAAAGACACGGUUGGAAAUGGAGAUUGCCACUUACCGACGCCUACUGGAGGGAGAGGAUAGUAGACCUUUACAGUCAGAAAUAUCUACUAUUGAAGAGUCUGAGAGAGAAAUAAAUAAAAUUAGGAAGAUCAAGACAGUUGUUGAGGAGCUGAUUGAUGGCAAAGUUGUCUCCUCCCAGACCAAAGAGAUUGAAGAGACAAUAUAAGCAGCAUCAGCAGGGAGAUGCCUCUGAACUUCUUAGAGUUAAUGGCAAAAAUUACUUGAUUAAACUUCAAUGGGAGUUGGAUUGGACUGUUUUGUCGCCAAAAGUUUUAUGCUGCUUUAAUUAAAGUGCUUUGAUUAAACUGCUGUUGCAUUUCCACAGUAUGCUCCUUGUGUCUGCAGAGUGAAUCCACAUUAGCAGCUCUUGCAUCGACACAGAGAGCAGUGCACUGUGCAACUGGCCAUAGGGUGCUUUGGGAAGGGUUUGCAAUGCCUCAUGGGGCAGAUACAGCGUCAUAUGUUGCAGGUUUCUCAAUCCCAUCGUUCCGUGGUCCCGUGGACAUCCUACUAGACUGCCAGCUGCUUUUCAACUAAAGUGUGUGAGGGGAGGGGGGAGUAUGUGUGACAGGGAGCGUGUGUGUGUGUGUGGGGAGACAGAGACAAUGUGUGUUGCGGGAGUGUGUGCAUUGGGGAGAGUGAACAAAACUCCCCCAACUUCUAAAUUCAGACAGCCACCAGAAGGAACCAGUCCUGAGGCAGGGGGAGGGGGACAUCCCUGACAUCAGCCCCCCACCCUGGCGCUGCACAGCACAGCAGUCUCUCUCUCACACAGACAUACACACACAUGCCUCUGCCUGCCUGCCUCUGUAUUCGUGAAAAGAAAAGGAGUACUUGUGGCACCUUA
Messenger RNA from Caretta caretta (loggerhead turtle), 9769 nucleotides. The record is from RefSeq and is a predicted model, not a curated record. NCBI's taxonomy places the organism in Eukaryota, Metazoa, Chordata, Testudines, Cheloniidae.